UUUUUUUUUUCUUCUUCUUCUUUCUUUUCCUUUUUUUCCUUGUUUUCUAUUUUUUUUCCCUUUAUAUAACACGCAUAAAGAAAAAGAUUGUAUAGAAAAGUUAUGCAUCUUAGCGAUUUCACCUAUUUAGAACGAUGUACUAUCUAUGUUUAUGCUAUAUUCUACUUUUUUUAUUCAAUAUGGAAAAGUGAUGGAUUUCAAUGUUUACGUUUGAAAAAGAUUUUGUCAGGUGAAUUGAAAUCUGUUCUUACUGUAUUGAUGAUGCUUACGAUGACUGCACAAGUCGUUUGGGAUUUAACAUUCACUUAUAUCAAAUAUAAUGAAGGAUAUAUGGAACUUAAUGGACAAGCUAUUAUCAAACCAUACCAAUAUUGGUCUCCACAAAAUCAACAAUUGGCUCUUGCCGUCAACUAUAUUGAAGCUGCUGCUUACUCUUUACAAACAAGUCUUUACGUUAUGUUACAAUGCUUUUGGAACUACUUAUCAAACUCGGUGGCCAAUAAGGACUUUAUGGGUUCUUUUGAAUUCAAGUUUUAUAUCGUUUGGUCUAUCUUGAGUAUGGCUAUGUUUCCUAUCCUUCAAUGGUAUUAUCAUUAUGAUCCUAUCAAAGAAGAGGUCAUUCCUCAAUUUGCCUAUGCCGGUGAAGUCUUCAUUACUGCUCUUCUUGGUAUUCGAACCUUUCUUCGUUUUAGACGCAUUAUUCAACAUGGACGUGAAACAAAUGCUAACCCUUUGGUGAUCAACAAGAUGAAAUAUUUUAUGGAUAUUAACUCUUUGAUGACAGCCUGUUUAUUCUCCUAUUCGAUUUCUUUUUUGAUCAUGUGUAUCGAUGGUAUGACUGACGCCAAAGUGAUUGCUACCAACAAGUUUGCUGUAGAUUGUAUCCUUGCCAACAUCAAUAUUACUGUUCUCUUUUUAUAUAUACUCUUUAUUGCCGUCUUCCAUCCUCGAAAGUUAUACGGUAUGAGCAACUCUGUUACCAAUCCAUCCUCUGGUCAACCAUCCAACAAUUUCAACAGCAAAAGUAUCAACAUGGAUACAAAGGACACAUCUAUGGAUAUGGAAGAAACAACAACAGCAAUGGCAUCUGCACCAGUAAGAGCACGUCAUGAUAGAAUAGGAUCACACAAAAGAUUUAGUCAAAGAGUGACAAGUUUUAUUGGACAAAAAUUCCAGCAACGUAUGAUGGAUGCACCUACCGACUCAUUUCAGCAAACAUUUGAAAAAAAUGAGUAUCAUCUUGACAAUAUGAGCAACGAUAUCAUUACGAAUCCACCUACACUCUCAUCUUCCAACACCACAGCACCCUCAUCAUCAGUGUCACAACGCGCACGUGGAUAUUAUGAAAGCAAGACAUUUAUGCGACCCAUGAGUCCUGUAAGUGUGGAUUAUCCAUCACCAUCCAUGACUGGUGAUACAGUACCUUUGACCAUUCCUCCUUCUCCGCAACACCCUCCUUCGCCAUAUGGAUCAUCCAGUUUUUUACUUCAACAACAACGAUAUCCUUUAUCAACUCCUCAUGAUCGACAUCAUCAACGACGUGCAAGCAAUGAUUCUGUUUUAGAUCUUCCUUCUUCCCCGCCUCAGACUCUGGAACAAUCAGAUUGGUUACGUCGAUCUCCUGAUCGUCGCAAUCACUAGAUGUAUUGACCCUCUUUUGUAGCUUAUAGUUCAUUUCUAUAUUUUUUUUUUAUCUUCCGAUAGUCUCAUUUCCCUUUUGUACUUUUAUUUUAUUUAUCUCCCUUAAUCUCCCACUAAUAGUAUAAUGACCACCAUUCACUCUACAAAAUUCUUAUCACCUUGUAUUGUUAUAGAAAUAUCAAAAUAAAGACGCUUUUUGUAAAAUUCAC
Molecule: messenger RNA, 1850 nt
Organism: Halteromyces radiatus
Lineage: Eukaryota; Fungi; Mucoromycota; Mucoromycetes; Mucorales; Cunninghamellaceae
Exons: 8
Coding region: 103-1641 (512 amino acids)
Source: RefSeq, a predicted model, not a curated record